This is a messenger RNA of Paramecium pentaurelia, 934 nucleotides long. Lineage: Eukaryota; Ciliophora; Oligohymenophorea; Peniculida; Parameciidae. The record is from the annotation of a GenBank genome assembly.
UAUGCCACCUAAACCUUGGGAAACUUAAUAAAGUAAUCACUUAAAUUAAUCUAAUAGGAGUUCAAAAAGCAACAGCAAUAACUUAAGAAUUAUAAUAGAACCAAACAAUAAACAAAUCUUCUGAUUUACAGAUUUAAGAUACUGGUAUUGGAGAAAUGACUCAAGAAUAAGCUGCAUAAGUUUCUGCUUUGGCAGCCAAUUAAGGAACAAAUAACUAGACAUCGUAAUAAAUUAGAAAUAUUUUCUUUAGUUCAUUAAAUAAUAAUUUAAACUCAACUACAGGACUUGGUUAUGGAGGUCUAAAUAGUUAUGGAGGAUAUGGAGGAAUGGGAGGAGGAUAUAGUAGUAUGGGAGGAUAUGGAGGAUAUGGUAGUGGAUAUGGAGGAAUGGGUAUGGGAAUGGGAAUGGGCAUGGGUUAUGGUAUGGGAGGUUAUGGUGAGUAAAUAUAUUUAAAUUAGGAAUGAAUAGAUUUGGAAUGGGAAUGGGAAUGGGAGCAGGAAUGUAAUAAGGUAGUAAAAUGAUGCAGGCAUUGGAAUAUUUGGAUAGUGUUGGUUUUGUUGUUAAUAGCCUUUGUGAAAUAGCUAGGAUGAUAGAAAUGAAUACACAAGGAUUAUAUAAUUUAGGGUAAUAAUAAUAAUAUAUAUAUAUUUAUAGAAUUAGUGGAUUAUCAUUAUUAGGAAAAUUAUAUACAGGAAAUAAAUGGUUGUGGCAUGUUAUUAUUAAUUUUAUCAAGAAAAUUUAUUAUUAAAUAAAGACAAGAUUAUUAUUUGAAAAUGAAACAUCAAAUUAGAUAAAUUAAAAGUAUAAAAAACUAUUGAUUAUUGGAAUCAUUGUAUCAACAAUAUUAUUAAUAACUUUUAUUUAUCCAAAAAUGAUUAGCAACAAAUCUUAGACUCAUAUACUAGAUGAAGUAUUUAAUUAAUAAAAAAUAUGA